Molecule: messenger RNA, 2212 nt
Organism: Pyricularia oryzae 70-15
Lineage: Eukaryota; Fungi; Ascomycota; Sordariomycetes; Magnaporthales; Pyriculariaceae
Product: phytase
Exons: 2
Coding region: 477-2042 (521 amino acids)
Molecular function (GO): acid phosphatase activity
Source: RefSeq, a predicted model, not a curated record
GUCAGACAAUAGGCCAACCAGCCUACACCGAAUCACGACUACACCGCACCAUCUUACAUACCUAGGUAGGUAGAUACCUACCACCUAUUUACCCUACCAUCCUAAGGAGGUACCUUCCACAUACUUACUGCUUUUGCCCCCCCACCACCUAGGGAGGUAUAUUGCCUUACACCAUUUUCUACUUACCUUAUCUAUUAAUUAGGCAGCGCAAUGUGGCUUGUGAGUUUACAUGCAACGACGGUAAGACAAGUACACCCAUCCCUGUUUGCGCGGUAGCGCUUGCAUGUCAUUCAACUGAAUGAAUGACUUGACAACCUGGCCAGACUGGGAUUCCUCGGCGAUUCCGGAUCUGAGAUAAACAUUGGGAGUUCAUUCGACUCAGCGACAAAAACCUCACCCACGCUGGCCCCUGCAAUACGAUACGUAGUGCGGGUCAAAGAACCGAAUCAGGUCAAUUGACCGACCCGAGCAUUCUCAUGAUUAGGAUCGAUCAUUCGCCUGGACGCGUGCCACCCCCGAUGGGCAGCGCAUACAAAUAUACCGUCCUCGCCGGUAACACUGGGGAGGCAGAAUCCCAGACAUCAGCGCGAAGAAAAUCAUUUGGAAAAUCGCCUAGGACGUGGUGCCUACGAUUCGUUGUCACAAUGUUCACCCUGGUGCUUCUGUUUCAACUCUGGUCUGCUUUGAUCCGAGCAACGCAUGCUGUUGAACCCGGUUCCCAAGGAGACUGCGACACGCCAGACGGUGGAUUCCAGUGCAACAGCUCAAUAUCUCACAACUGGGGCCAGUACUCGCCAUUCUUCUUAGCUCCGUCCGAGAUUGACGCCUCUGUUCCGUCAGGAUGUGAGGUCACCUUUGCCCAAAUCCUUUCACGGCAUGGCGCUCGGGAUCCAACCGCCAGCGCAACUGCGGCGUACGGGGAAACAAUCGAACAGAUCCAGUCGUCGGUAACCAACUACGGCGAGGGCUUCGAGUUUAUCAAGGAUUACCAGUACACCCUCGGCGCAGAUCAGCUGUCCGACUUUGGGCGCCAAGAAAUGUUCAAUUCCGGGGUGCAUUUUUAUAAUCGGUAUCAGAUCUUGGCGCGGAACAACACACCCUUCUUCCGUUCCGAUGGCCAACAGCGCGUGGUCGAGAGCGGCCAGAAGUGGACAGAGGGAUUUCACCAAGCUCUUCUGGGCGACAGCGGUAGGGCUGGUGGCCCCGCAGACGAGUUUCCUUAUAAGAUGGUUAUCAUCCCCAACGAGGACGGCACCAACAACACGCUAAACCAUAACCUAUGUACUGCCUUUGAGAACACCAAACUCGGCAAGGAAGCCCAAAAGGAGUUUAUGGAGAGUGCCAUGGGCGGCAUAACAGAGCGCUUGAACAACGGCCUGGAGGGUGCAAACCUCACGACCAAGCAAGCGGUGCAGAUCAUGGAGCUCUGCCCGUUUGAGACCGUGGCAGAUCCCCAAGCCACCCUGUCGCAGUUCUGCACGCUGUUUACGCAACGAGACUGGGAGGCAUAUGACUAUCUCCAGACACUGGGGAAGUGGUAUGGUUACGGCAAUGGCAACCCCCUGGGCUCCACGCAAGGGGUGGGCUUCGUCAACGAGCUCAUCGCGAGGCUGCUCCAAAAGCCCGUUGAAGACCACACAAAUACCAACUCGACGCUCGACAGCGACCCAUCGACGUUCCCACUAGACAAAAAGCUGUACGCCGACUUUAGCCAUGAUAACGAUAUGCUGGGCAUCUACGCCGCGCUGGGGAUUUACAACGCCACGGCCCCCGAUUCGGUCCCCAAAAAGGAGAGAAGGAGCGCGCAGGAGCUCAGCGGGUUCUCGUCCAGCUGGGCGGUACCGUUCGCAGCGAGGAUGUUUGUUGAAAAAAUGACUUGCGCAGGGCAGAACGAGGAGCUUGUGAGAAUCCUGGUCAACGACAGGGUGACGCCGCUGCAGAACUGCGAUGCCGACAGUAUGGGUCGUUGCACGCUGAGCAAGUUCGUUGAGAGCUUAAGCUUUGCGAGGAGUGGAGGUCGCUGGGAUCAAUGUUUUGUCUGAGAUAGGUAUCAAAUGCUACAGCUAGUGCAUACUUGGGCAAUGGGGAAUCGUGAGCACUAGUUCUAGUUAAUCCGUCCUCCUUCAAAAAUUAGACCAUAUAUUUGGUAACGAUAUUCAAAACUCUAGCUUGUCGUCGUGUUUGGUAAGCACCAAAGUACCUAGCCAACAGG